This is a messenger RNA of Neomonachus schauinslandi (Hawaiian monk seal), 1557 nucleotides long. RefSeq names its product polynucleotide kinase 3'-phosphatase (gene PNKP). The transcript is spliced from 16 exons. Gene Ontology annotation, molecular function: polynucleotide 3'-phosphatase activity; ATP-dependent polydeoxyribonucleotide 5'-hydroxyl-kinase activity; double-stranded DNA binding. Lineage: Eukaryota; Metazoa; Chordata; Mammalia; Carnivora; Phocidae. Gene Ontology annotation, biological process: DNA repair. The coding region runs from base 106 to 1557 and encodes 483 amino acids. The record is from RefSeq and is a predicted model, not a curated record. Gene Ontology annotation, cellular component: nucleus.
GAACAGAGAAAGCAGCCGGCGGAGUUGCGGGCAGAGAGCAUCGGGCAGGAAUUCCCUGGUCGCAAGUGGCAAGUGAGCCCCGGUCGGGCACGGCUGGUGCCCGGGAUGGCCGAGGUGGAGGCCCAGGGCAGCCUGUGGCUGGAGAGUCCCCCUGGGGGCGCGCCCCCCAUCUUCCUGCCCUCGGACGGGCAAGUCCUUGUCCUGGGCCGGGGACCCUUGACCCAGGUUACGGACCGGAAGUGCUCCAGAAACCAAGUGGAGCUGGUCGCAGACCCCGGGACCAAGACCGUGGCAGUGAAACAGCUGGGAAUUAACCCCUCAACUGCUGGGACGCAGGAGCUAACUCCUGGGUCAGAAGGUUCUCUGAGUGUGGGGGACACACUGUAUUUGGUCAACGGCCUCCACCCACUAACGCUGCGCUGGGAAGAGGUCUGCACGCCUGAAUCCCAGCAAGACACUCCGCCCGGCACCCCUCCGGUGGCUCCAGACGUGGCAGAGGAUGUUGAGACGCAGAAAAAGCGGAUGCGGAAGUCCUCCCCCGGCUGGGAGAAGUUCGAGAAGCUGCUAGUGUUUACUGCACCUGGGGUGAAGCCCUGCAGCAAGGUGGCCGGCUUUGAUCUGGAUGGGACCCUCAUCACCACACGCUCUGGGAAGGUCUUUCCCACUGGCCCCAGCGACUGGAGGAUCUUGUACCUCGAGAUUCCGCAUAAGCUCCGGGAGCUGGAUGCUGAGGGCUACAAGCUGGUGAUCUUCACCAACCAGAUGGCCAUUGGGCGUGGGAAGCUGCCGGCAGAGGAGUUCAAGGCCAAGGUGGAGGCUGUGGUGGAGAAGCUGGGGCUCCCCUUUCAGGUGCUGGUGGCCACACACGCCGGCUUGUACCGGAAGCCGGUGAUCGGCAUGUGGGACCAUCUGCAGGAGCAGGCCAACGAGGGUGUGCCCAUCUCCAUCGGGGACAGUGUCUUCGUGGGAGAUGCAGCUGGACGCCCAGCCAACUGGGCCCCUGGGCGGAGGAAGAAAGACUUCUCUUGUGCAGACCGUCUGUUUGCGCUCAACCUCGGCCUGUCCUUCGCCACACCAGAGGAGUUCUUUCUGAAGUGGCCCGUCGCCAGCUUCGUGCUCCCCACCUUUGAUCCGAGAACCGUCUCCCCCUCGGGGCCGCUCUACCUCCCUGAGUCCAGCUCCCUCUUGAGCUCCGACCCUGAAGUGGUGGUCGCCGUGGGAUUUCCUGGGGCUGGCAAGUCCACCUUCCUCCAGGAGCACCUCGUGUCGGCAGGCUACGUCCACGUGAACAGGGACACGCUGGGCUCGUGGCAGCGCUGUGUGACCAUGUGCGAGAAGGCUCUAAAGCAAAGGAAACGGGUCGUGAUCGACAACACCAACCCAGACCCUCCGAGCCGGGCCAGGUACAUUAAGUGUGCCCGGGACGCGGGGGUCCCCUGCCGCUGCUUCCUCUUCACGGCCACCCUGGAGCAGGCCCGGCACAACAACCGGUUCCGGGAGAUGACGGGCUCCCCUCACGCCCCUGUGUCCGACAUGGUCAUGUAUGGCUACAGGUGA